This is a messenger RNA of Macrosiphum euphorbiae (potato aphid), 564 nucleotides long. The record is from the annotation of a GenBank genome assembly. NCBI's taxonomy places the organism in Eukaryota, Metazoa, Arthropoda, Insecta, Hemiptera, Aphididae.
AUGGUGCAGCAUGGUCCAGAUUUUAAUCAGGAGGAAGUGAAUAAACUGGUUAAAUUAUUAAAUGAUUAUCGAUGUUGUUUUGCGUUUAAUUUAGGUGAACUGGGCUGUACUACAGAGAUCCAGAUGGACAUAGUCGACAACGGACAACCGGUGGUGUGCAAACUGUAUCGUGCCAGUGCUUCGGAACGCGAAACCAUAAGUCGCAUAGUACGUGAGUGGAAGGACGAGGGCAUAGUAACCGAAACUAAAUCGUCAUAUGCGUCACCUGUGCUAUUGGUCAGUAAAAAGAACGGUGACGCUACACUUGUUGUGGACUACCGGAAGUUAAAUUCACAAACUGUGCGUAAGGUAUUCCCAACUCCUAAUUUGGACGAACAUCUUGAGAAGCUGCAUGGUGCUAAAAUAUUUACGAUUUUGGACCUUGCGUCAGGAUAUCUCCAAGUACCACUUACUGAAGCUUCAAAAGAAAAGACAGCGUUCACCACACCCAGUGAAUCUGGGAAAUUCGAGAGAAUGGUGUUUGGCCUGAUCAACGAACCAUAUGAGUUUUCGAAGUUGAUGUAA